GGAGCGCAACAAGACGCGUUGGAGAGACUCACCAAGCGGACGGGUAAAGUGCCAGUUUCUGGUCUGUUUGUAAGUCACUUUCAGUUUUGUUCACCAGCAGGUACACAUUGAGUUGUACCAAGUGUGCGUAAAUUGACUGGAGAAGUCUAAGAAAGAAAACAGUCUUGGAGUGACCAGCAGCUACCAAAGAACAGGAGGAGAGGAGAAGUAAAAAAGCGCCCGAAGGAGAGACGAGUGCCCGUUGGACAGAAAUGCUCUCUGUGUUGUUUUCUCCACACAUUUCACGUUGUUUUAGGGAAAUGUCGCUGGUCUGCGCUGCGUAAAACCCCGGACUGCUUUCAUGCCACAUGCCUUGAGAAGGAACAGUUAGGCUACUUAUAUUCAAGGGAAACUGUGAGCGGAGCUGAGAUUUCAUAAAGAAGGAGGCACUGGGCUACAACUGAGAACCAGUCACUGAACAGUUACGAACCAUGGUGAAGUUUCAUAACUCGGACCUAUGGAUAGCCUGGAUGGUCAUUUUCUGCAUGGAGGGGUCAAGGUUUGAUCUACACACGGGGAAAGUGUGUGUGCGGGCGCUGGAUGUGACGGUGUCCCAGAGCAGUAUUCAGGUGGCCCGUGGCCAAGCAGCCGUCCUGCCCUGCUCCUUCACCACCAGCGCUGCCCUCAACAACCUCAACAUCAUCUGGAUGGUGAUACCACUGUCCAAUGCCAACCAGCCAGAACAGGUGAUAAUUUACCAGGGAGGCCAGGUGUUCAGCCUCGCCAACCACCUCAAUGGCCGUGUGGGCUUCGUGGCCACCAUGCCAAGUACAAGUGCCUCCAUCUUCAUCAACAACACCCAGCUGUCCGACACUGGGACCUACCAGUGCCUGGUCAACAACCUCCCAGACAGAGGGGGGCGCAACAUUGGCGUCAUUGGGCUCACCGUUUUGGUGCCCCCCUCAAUACCAGCAUGUCGAAUCCAGGGCACGCUGGAUGUAGGCAGUGACAUCAUGCUAUUCUGCAGCUCAGAGGAAGGCAUUCCCACGCCGUCCUACUCCUGGGAGAAGCUGGAUGCGCUGCCCAAGCUGCCGCACAACGCCAUGCAAGACCAGAUGCAGGGCACUGUAACACUGAGAAACAUCAGCACCAGCAACUCAGGACUCUAUCAGUGUACCUCCAGCAAUGUUAUUGGCAAGAGCACCUGUCUGCUUAACCUGCAGGUUGUAGCACCCCAGCCUCAGAGUGUGGGUUUGAUAGCGGGCACCAUUGCUACAGGAGUCCUAGCUGUCAUCAUCUGUUCCCUGUUAGUGGUGGUCACACUCUUUUACUGGAAGAACAAGAACAAAUAUGAUGAGGAGGAAAUCCCCAAUGAGAUCAGAGAAGAUGACCUUCCUCCUAAGAGGUCAUCAUCAGUGAAGGCGUUCCAUGCAGACGCCUCAUCCUCAGAGAACGACACGCUGACGUCUACUAACACCUACAACAGCCGCUACUGGCACAACCCCAAACCCAACUACGACACCAACUCCUAUACACGCUACAAUGGUGACACUCGCCAGACCUUCUCCACUGCUGCUCACAUUUCACAUGCACACGGACAGGCCCAGAACCCAGGACACGGCCACAGUACAGUGGUCACAGCGCCAGGCUCAGCUCCACUGUCCCGCCACGCGCAGCCCACAACAACAACGACAUCGUUUGCCAAUGGCAGCCACACGCUCCCACCACCCAAGACUCUGGUGGUCACCACAAACUCUGCACCGUCCCCUCCCGCCAUGGUGCGCAGCAACGGCUCUGUGAGCCUCAAACCAGUAGUGACGUCCACACACGGGCAGCACACGCACUCCUACGCAGUGAGCCAGGCCACACUGGAGCGGAUGGGAGCGGUGCCUGUCAUGGUGCCCGCCCAAAGCAGAGCAGGCUCGCUGGUUUGAAAUCUCAUUUGGUAAACUGUUCUCUUUGAAAACCAGACUAAAAUAGUGUUUGGUUGUGACGUUUGAAACCCACUGAUUAAAAAAACCCAACUAAAUAUGGGCUGAAGCAGCCUGCUGCCCUUUACAACUGUGUCUUUAUUUAUGUAACACACUGGGAUUUUACAGUGCAGAGUUCAUUUAAUGCCAAUUCCUUGAUGAGCGGAACCCUUGUAGACAAGCAUCAUCCCCUUAUUGGAUGGAUUUUCCUGGCCGGUGUGGUGGGAACUAUUUUUCAACGACUUGGAUGAUUUAACAAAGCUGGAAAUUUCCUGCAGAACCUGGAUUCCCUGGUCAUUUUCAGGGCUGGAUCAUUGUGAUAAUUGGGUUAAUUGUGGGGGACUCAAAGCAACACAAAGCAUUUUCAUCUCAAUGUGUUCAUACUGAAUGGUCAGACAGAAGUGAGCUCGGAUUCCCACAUAAAUGCGUGUGUCUCUUGUUUUAGGAUAACAAAUUAAAUCAAUUUUAGUUCCAAUAAUUUAAUUUCCCAGUUGUAAUUUUGAUUGACAGAAAAUGAAAUUAUGUUGGGUGAAAUGGCCUUAGAAGCUUACGGAGAGUGGUUUUACUGGGUGCAAUACAUUGCAUAAUAUACUUUACUUCAUUGAAAGCAAACAUUUUAAUUACAUUUUCGCACUUUUCAGAGCAAUUUUCUAUCAAAACUGCUGUCUUAUAAACAAUUACUUAGUCUUAAAUAAUGACAUACUUUAAGGCCAUUGCAUAUCAAGUCCGUAUUUUUUAAAAUCGUUAUGCACAGACACCUUGCACACUGAGUCUGUUGCGUUUUAUUAUUCUAUCCAUAAUGUUGAAUAUUAAAAAUAAAUAAGAGCCUGAUUACGCCCCGUAAAGUCCAGGUCAGACCAAAGAUUCUGGACAAGACGAGUGAAAACUUGCAGCUACCUCUAAUGUGCAAUGUUCUGAAACCUGCCAGUUUACACCAAUGCAACGAGAUGAGACGGUGUAACAUAUUCAUAGCGCGACUCUUUGUACUUUCGUCAUACAUUCCGACUUUCAGGCUUUUUUUGUAGCUGAUAUCAUUUGUUGCAUCUAAAUAUGAAUGUGGAUAACAUUAGUGAUAGUGAGAUUCUUGCUACAGCUGCAUUUCUUGCGGAGCUGAAACGGCGAAAACAGCAUUUUAUUUCUCUGAUUCACUGCUUUGUUUUAACGACGGUUGCUCUCUUCAGUUAUUCUCUAGCUCGUUCGACCAUACUGUGCAUGAGGGCGCUCGUUGAGCCUCCGGGCCAGUUCAGACUGCUUUUUUUAAACUCUGGUUGAUUUAUGAGGACUAACUGCUCCUCAGAUCUCUGCAGGGUA
Molecule: messenger RNA, 3260 nt
Organism: Perca flavescens (yellow perch)
Lineage: Eukaryota; Metazoa; Chordata; Actinopteri; Perciformes; Percidae
Gene: igsf11
Product: immunoglobulin superfamily member 11
Exons: 8
Coding region: 471-1913 (480 amino acids)
Cellular component (GO): cell-cell junction
Source: RefSeq, a predicted model, not a curated record